AUGUCGGAUGAUCAGCACCAACAUUAUCCAACUAGCUUGGAUCAGACCGAGAGGACUACAUCGCCCUCACAGCAAAGCAUGAGCCCACCACAGGGGGAUACGUGUUCAUCACGUUCAGGAGCAAGCCCUGACCCAGACCACACAACCAAAGUAGCUGCAGGCUGGCCCAGCGCCAUACCCCCUCAUCCCAACCAUCAAAGCGGAAGCUCGCUCGGAAACAAACGAACACGCACGCCCCCCUCCUCCUCAUCUCAGCCGCCCGCCCACACACGCGCAAAACGCUACGACCCAUCUGAUAGCGCGCUAGGCCUGCUUGAAGGGUAUGCGCAUGAAGGCGUGGAAGCAGAGGAACGUCCGCUCCUCCCAGACUUGUCGUAUGUACCUGGUGUGCUCUUCUUGCUUCUCUCAGGCGUCGGGCUUACUAGAUUGAUUGACGUCGGUAGCGAGUUGUGUUUUGAAGCUGAUGAUCCCGAAACGUUGUAUGCCGAGCCUAAACGUGUCUUGUGA
Messenger RNA from Serpula lacrymans var. lacrymans S7.9, 507 nucleotides. RefSeq lists its product as uncharacterized. The transcript has 3 exons. The record is from RefSeq and is a predicted model, not a curated record. NCBI's taxonomy places the organism in Eukaryota, Fungi, Basidiomycota, Agaricomycetes, Boletales, Serpulaceae. The coding region runs from base 1 to 507 and encodes 168 amino acids.